Phlebotomus argentipes is the source of this 861-nucleotide messenger RNA. RefSeq names its product ATM interactor (gene Asciz). Gene Ontology annotation, molecular function: transcription cis-regulatory region binding; DNA-binding transcription factor activity, RNA polymerase II-specific. Bases 1 to 861 code for a protein of 286 amino acids. Gene Ontology annotation, cellular component: nucleus. The transcript is spliced from 2 exons. Gene Ontology annotation, biological process: regulation of transcription by RNA polymerase II. The record is from RefSeq and is a predicted model, not a curated record. Lineage: Eukaryota; Metazoa; Arthropoda; Insecta; Diptera; Psychodidae.
AUGAACAGAUGUGAGGAGAAUAGCACGAAUGGAAAACUCUUCUGUCCCUUUGUCAAUUGCAAUUACAAUGGUGAUAAGCACUUCCUGCAGCGCAAACACCUAAAGCAGCACCUCCUGAAGGUGCACACGGCGAAGAACUACAAGUGUGAUCAGUGCCGGAAAGCAUUCUCCACGCAGAACUUCCUCAUGGCGCACGUGAGGCAGUGCGGCAAGGAAUUCAAGUGUUCCGAGUGCGAAUGGGUCUUCAAGUCCCGCGAGGCACUCCUCACGCAUGCCCGGCGAAGGGGGCACCGGUUUGAAGAGGUGACAGAUGUUAAACUUCCCGAGAAAGUAAAACUCAUGCCCAAGGAAUCCCCACAAAAAGCUGAUCAGUGUGUUCAGACAACAUCAUCUAAUCCCACCAGUCCGGCUGCAAAGCGUAAAUUCACCCAAACCACGCAGACGAGCGCAAAGAGAGCCAGGAGUGACAGAAGCCCGCCGGACAGCCCCAAAUUGACUGACAACUCAUCGCAAACGCCAGAAUUAUCCGCCUCAAUGAUGGACUUCUUCGACGACAGUCUCAGCAUCUUUCCCGGCCACUUUGACGGCAGUCAGUGCAGCACGGAGACACAAACGGAUAGGAGAUUGCCAUACUCACAGUCCAGUCGCACUUCCGGAGCGGAUCCGCUACUCUGUCACAUGUACACGCAGACGUGUGAUGAAAUCCUGUCGGAAUUGGGUCUCUCUGAUGUCCAGACGCAAACUACGUGGCCGCCGUCCGAGUUCCAGGAUUUUCUCGUGUCCACGGAGACGCAGACGAGCUUCACGCAGUGCUUGGAGGAGGAAAUUGCUUCGUUCACCACGCAACACACGCAAACAUGA